AUGCUAUCUCAACUAAUACUUUCGCUAACAAUUCUUUCAUCUGUCUUUGCUGCCACUUAUCACAAUACUUCAACCAGCUUCCCUACUGCCACAAGAAUCACAUUAGAACCAACUUAUAGUGUGCUCCCCACUUUAAACACAUACACUUACAGCGAUGAUACUACAACUUUCUAUGUCACAUCAACCAUGUUCACUACUAUUUGGUACACACCUUCAUCCACUAUAUCGACUACACCUACAACAACAAGUAUCGAUAAUGUAGUUUCAACUGCCGUUUCUGAAUUAACUUCUACAAUCGAAGAUGCUCAUACUACUUACACCACAACUAUGACUUCAACAUUAUUGAUUACUUUAUCAGAUCUAUAUGAAACUACUACUACAUCAAUUCCUUCCGUUGUAACACAAAACGGCCAAGUAUACAAAGUUUCCAAUCAAGAUAAAGAAGUUGUAUCCAACGUUAAUGAUGCUGAUGUGUGUUCUCCUGUUACCCAAUAUAUUACUGUUACUACAACAGCCGAUGCAAACGUCAAUGAAAAGACUGUUACACAAUUUGUCACCAAAGUUCAAGAUCCUGUCACUCAUUACGUUACCUUACAGACUUCAACUUUACAACCUUCGAAUGGUACAUUAUUUAAUAGUACUAAAAAUGUUUGA
Molecule: messenger RNA, 654 nt
Organism: Naumovozyma dairenensis CBS 421
Lineage: Eukaryota; Fungi; Ascomycota; Saccharomycetes; Saccharomycetales; Saccharomycetaceae
Gene: SVS1
Product: Svs1p
Exons: 1
Coding region: 1-654 (217 amino acids)
Source: RefSeq, a predicted model, not a curated record